CAGGAUCUCCGACAUCCGUAAUGAUGGUUGAGGACACGCUGCAUCCUGCUGGUGUCGUUGGCACGCCCUCAUCAUAUGCCUCUUGCCAUUCUAUUAUCACUCUCUGUAGCAGAAAACCAUGGGUUUCAGUGGAGUAAUUCCGAGUCAGUCCAACUUGUACCCUGAUACCACGCAACACAUUCCAGACCACCAGCCGCAAGCAGACUUAAGAGCAACGGCCCUUGACGAAGUCAUCUCUCCUCCGGCGCAACCUGUAGAUCAUCAGGAUCUGCUGGAGGAAAGUCGUUUGAAGCGGCAGGUGUGGCAGUUCGCACAGAAAUAUGGAAUAGACGUUGCUGAAGGCUCCGAUCCUACGGCGGUCCUUCAAGAAGUGGAAAGAGAAGUGGAAAGACGUGCUAAAUCAUCAGGGAAGCGUUCAAGUCGUCGCAUCUUUAGUUUUGCCUCCUUUCGAGAAGCGCUCGCAUCAGUGUUCAACAAAAUCAAUGCAGAAGAAUUGAAAAGGCCUCGUCGCCGUGGUUUUGCAGUGUCCAUCACUCGGCAUUCUAUCACGCGUAAAUCCCCCAAAAUCGAUGCAGAGGAGUUGAAAACGCCUGGUUACCUUGGUUCUGCAGCGUCCAUCACUCAUCAGUCUAUCUCGCAUGAAUCCCCCUCCUUGGCCCAAGGUGUCCGGUCCCGUCUCGGCCUGUACCGAUUUUGGGCUAUUCUCAUCGGCAUCGAUGCGUAUGCGGGAGUUCCCUUGCGCGGUUGCGUAUCGGACGCUUUAUUAAUAAAGCGCUUCUUAACCAAUGACCUUGGCGUGCCAGAAAAACGUAUCCAGUGUCUCCUUGGCCCCGGAUAUCCAAACUCUGUUGAUACCAAGUCUACGCCUUCCCGCACCAACAUUAUAGAUACGCUCUACAGUCUCGUUAACAACCCUGAAAUCGAACGAGGCGACAAUAUCAUCAUUUACUAUGCUGGGCAUGGCUCCAGCUACUGCUGUGCAAAGCAUGAUCUCAAAUCUCGAUGCGACAGUUCUUGUGCCAUCGAAGCACUGUGCCCCAUCGAUCGCGAUUGCCAGGACUCCGACGGAAACUGGAUACCCGACAUCAGCGACCGAGAACUCAACAGUCUUUUUAUGCUAAUAUGUUGCGCGAAGGGGCAAAAUAUCACAUUCAUUGCAGACUGUUGCCACAGUGGUGGCAUGAGCAGGGGCCUUCAC
Molecule: messenger RNA, 1198 nt
Organism: Desarmillaria tabescens
Lineage: Eukaryota; Fungi; Basidiomycota; Agaricomycetes; Agaricales; Physalacriaceae
Exons: 4
Biological process (GO): proteolysis
Molecular function (GO): cysteine-type endopeptidase activity
Source: RefSeq, a predicted model, not a curated record